AUGGCCCCAAUCGACAGCCCAGGCGCGGCUGUCCCCAACGACAGCAAGGCCGGCGACAACAACGACAGCAAGGCCGGCGACAACAAUGACCAUCUGGUGCAGUCCGCCGACCCCGAGCAUCCGGCGAACCUGAUCCCCUCGCUUUGCGCCAAGUUCUGGACGCUGGGAUGGGUUACGGGCACUGGAGGAGGAGCAUCGAUUCGGGAUGAUGACCUCGUCUACAUCGCGCCGUCGGGCGUGCAGAAGGAGCUGAUGAAGGCCGACGACAUCUACGUGCUCUCGUUGGCGGCGCAGGCCAAGUCGCUGGACGGGCGCAGCCGCGUGUACCUGCGCAGUCCGCCGCGGUACAAGCCGAGCCAGUGCACGCCGCUGUUCCUGGCGGCCUUCACCAAGCGCGGCGCCGGCUGCUGCAUCCACACGCACUCGCACUGGGCCGUGCUGGUGACGCUGAUCCUCGAGACGCACGGCGCCCCCGGCGCCGGCGGCAACGGCAACAGCCGCGAGUUCCGCAUCAACAACAUUGAGCAGAUCAAGGGCUUCGGCCGCGGCUUUGGCCAGGCGGGGAACCUCGGCUACCACGACACCCUGCGCAUCCCCGUCAUCGAGAACACGGCUCACGAGGAGGACCUGACCGAGUUCCUCGAGGGAGCCAUGGACAAGUACCCCGACACGUACGCCGUCCUGGUUCGCCGCCACGGCGUCUACGUCUGGGGUGAGACGGUCCACAAGGCCAAGACGCAGUGCGAGAGCCUUGACUACCUUUUCCAGUUGGCGGUUGAGAUGAAGAGGCUGGAUCUGCCGUGGAUCACGGAUAUCGUGCCCGUCAAGCCGACCUCGACGAGAUAA
Messenger RNA from Lasiosphaeria miniovina, 846 nucleotides. Its product is annotated as Methylthioribulose-1-phosphate dehydratase. NCBI's taxonomy places the organism in Eukaryota, Fungi, Ascomycota, Sordariomycetes, Sordariales, Lasiosphaeriaceae. The record is from RefSeq and is a predicted model, not a curated record. Gene Ontology annotation, molecular function: methylthioribulose 1-phosphate dehydratase activity; metal ion binding. Bases 1 to 846 code for a protein of 281 amino acids. The transcript is spliced from 3 exons. Gene Ontology annotation, cellular component: cytoplasm.